Molecule: messenger RNA, 1194 nt
Organism: Lutra lutra (Eurasian river otter)
Lineage: Eukaryota; Metazoa; Chordata; Mammalia; Carnivora; Mustelidae
Gene: CIMAP3
Product: primary cilia formation
Exons: 6
Coding region: 37-771 (244 amino acids)
Biological process (GO): regulation of cell projection organization
Cellular component (GO): ciliary basal body
Molecular function (GO): cytoskeletal protein binding
Source: RefSeq, a predicted model, not a curated record
UUCUUGGCUAAGGUCUGUUUAUGAGAGUGGUGACUCAUGGAGCCAUUGUUAAAUGAGGGAAACAGCUCGGUUCAAAGGCCCUCCAAUGGGGACAUUGGGUACAAAUCUUCUUGGAGAUCUUCAAAGUCCAAGCCAUCUGAUCCAUUUGAGUACAUGAAUGACAAAAUCCUGCCAUGGAUCACCCAUCCAGAUCUUUGGAAGCUUGUUGAAGAGUCGCUGGUUAGCUACCCCUUUGGUACACGUCAACAAAGGAAGCUCUUUCCUCAUUACCACCCCCAAAACUUGUUGGGGAACAAGUUUCUCCCGCUUCGAGGAGCGCCCCACAGAGGGCCUGGAUGUUACAUAGCAGAAGAUGUAUAUGGAUUGGCAUACAACCUCUCUAAGAUCCCGACCAGUAGAAAAGGAUAUACUUUUGGUGCCAGAACAGCUGAGAGGUUUAAGGCGAUCAACAAGGACACGAUGCUUUACCCAGGCAUGUACCAGGCUGCAAAUCCUCAGGAACAAAUAUACAAACAAAAUUUUGCUCCAUUCAAUGCCUCGUUGCCUCGAUUUAAGACAUACUCAAAGGACAAUUCUUAUCCUGGCCCUGGCACAUACAACCCGGAGAUGAAGCCACCCCCCAAAAUCACUUGGCCAAUGAAAUUUGGAUCUCCAGACUGGGCUCAGGUUCCAUGUCUACAGAAAAGAACCCUAAAAGCUGAGUUGUCCACCGACAAGGACUUCAGAAAGCACCGGAACCGUGUGGCCUACCUAAGCCUGUUUUACAAUUGAGGUGCUGUGACUACCUUCACGCGCCCCUCCUGACCACGGAUCUAGGACUGAGGACAGGGCUACUCUUCCCCCCUGCACUGCUGUGCUCGCUGUCUGCCAGCAUGGGACCCAGGGAGGGAAGGGGCUCCCAACUCCUAUGUGAGAACAGAAAGACUACAUCAGAGCGUUCUGUGUCCAUGUGCUGGUUUGUCAUGUACAUAUGUAGAUGGGCCUGGGGGGGUCCUGCCCAAUGUUCAGUGUGGUGGCUCCAUUUUACUGAAAUACUCAUGGGUCUCUGUCCUCACGCUCUAAUUCCCAGUCUUAUGUGUUCUACCACGAGCCCUGGGGACAGGGGCUGUUGGCCUCGCCAUUGACUGGAUGGUCAGUUUGGAUUGGAUUGGAUGGCCACCUUGGACUUAUUCAUGGGCUUGCUAUACUCAGAGG